This is a messenger RNA of Ascoidea rubescens DSM 1968, 777 nucleotides long. Its product is annotated as 60S ribosomal protein eL8. The transcript has 2 exons. The record is from RefSeq and is a predicted model, not a curated record. Lineage: Eukaryota; Fungi; Ascomycota; Saccharomycetes; Ascoideales; Ascoideaceae. The coding region runs from base 1 to 777 and encodes 258 amino acids.
AUGGCCCCAAGAAAAGUUGCACCAUCUCCAUUUGCUAAAAAAAAUAAAGCAUCCAAAAAAACCAAAAAUCCUUUAUUUGAAGCAUCAGCUAAAAAUUUUGGUAUUGGACAAGCCAUCCAACCAAAGAGAAACUUAUCCAGAUUUGUCAAAUGGCCAGAAUACGUUCGUUUACAAAGACAAAAGAAAAUCUUACAAAUUAGAUUGAAGGUUCCUCCAGCAAUUACUCAAUUCCAAUCUACUUUAGACAAGAAUACCACCAUUCAAGCUUUCAAAUUAUUAAACAAAUACAGACCAGAAACCGCUUCUGAAAAGAAAGAAAGAUUAACCAAAGAAGCUGCUGGUAUUGCUCAAGGUAAAACCAAAUUUGAUGUUUCAUCUAAACCAUUUGUUGUCAAAUACGGUUUAAACCAUGUUGUUUCCUUGAUUGAAAACAAAAAGGCUAAAUUAGUUCUAAUUGCUAACGAUGUCGAUCCAAUUGAAUUGGUUAUUUUCUUGCCAGCUUUAUGUAAAGCCACUGGUACUUCUUAUGCUAUUGUUAAAAACAAAUCCAGAUUAGGUCAAUUAGUUCACAAAAAGAACGCUGCUGCUGUUGCUUUAACCGACGUUAAAGAAGAAGACAAACCAGCUUUAGCCCAAUUGAUUUCAACCAUUGACUCUACCUUUGCUGAAAAAUACGAAGACAACAAACGUCACUGGGGUGGUGGUAUUAUGGGUGCUAAAACCCAAGCCAAAUUAGCUAAGAGAGCCAAAAAAGCUGCUGAAGCUGCCAAAGUCUAA